AUGGCCACCAACCCACCCGAGCCUAUCCGCGUUUGGCUGACUCCGCCCGGCCCCAACUCGUGGAAGGUUAUCUUCCUUUUGGAGGAACUUGGUCUCAACUAUGAGAUCAAGUCGUUCAGCUUCAAGAAUGUGAAGAAGAAGCCCUUCACCGACAUCAACCCUAAUGGCCGCGUUCCCGCCAUUGAGGACCCUAACACAGACCUGACCCUCUGGGAGUCUGGCGCGAUCUACCAGUACCUCAUCAAGACCUACGAUACAAAGAGGCAGCUGUCUCACGACGCGCACAAGGAACGCCACCUCGAGUCCCAGUGGCUUCACUUCCAAAUGAGCGACCAGGGUCCCUAUUACGGCCAGUGCGGCUGGUUCCAGCACCUACACGCCGAGAAGAUUCAAUCCGCCAUCGGCAGGUACGCCAACGAGAUCAAGCGCGUCAUCAGUGUGCUCGAGGGCGUCCUCGCCGCCAAGGAUGCGGACAAGCAAUGGCUCGUCGGCGACAAGAUGACCUAUGCCGAUAUGGCCUUUGUGCCGUGGAACUUUCGCCUGGCCGAGGUACUAAACCAGAGUUGGGACGAGGUCUGGGAUGGCGCGCCCCGCGUCCGCGCGUGGCACGAGGGCAUGGUCGGUCUCCCGUCCUGGAAGCGCAGCAUGGAAAUUCGCGCGCGCCUCAUGGACGAACAGGGCUUACAGUGGAAUGGGGUGCCUAAAGGGGUCGAGACGUUUGAUCAAUACGAAAAGGACAUUGCCGCACGAGCGGCGGCUGGAGAGAAAAAGUAG
Messenger RNA from Neoarthrinium moseri, 774 nucleotides. RefSeq lists its product as uncharacterized. Lineage: Eukaryota; Fungi; Ascomycota; Sordariomycetes; Amphisphaeriales; Apiosporaceae. The transcript is spliced from 3 exons. The coding region runs from base 1 to 774 and encodes 257 amino acids. The record is from RefSeq and is a predicted model, not a curated record.